UUUUUCUUUUUUCUUCUUCUUGGAGUUAUUGUAUUUCGUAUAGGAAGUAGUGUUGGGGUGUUUGCACCCUGUUUAUUAAUUCUCUCUGUCUACAUAUUUGUAAAAUUCCUCUGACCCUCACUUGAAAGAUCACUUCUUGGUUGUGGGUUGGUUUGGUUUCUUUGUCUGAUCAAAUCUUUUUAAGACACAGAGAGAGAUAGCAAAAUCUUAUAUUGCACCUAUGAGGAUCAGGAAAAGACAGGUUCCCUUACCUCUAUCUUCUCUAUCUCCUGUACCUCUCUCAGAUCCCCAGUUCCAGUCUCCUGUGGUGCAACUUCAAAUACACAAAAACCCACCUCAAAAUCUCCCUCAACAACCUCAUAGGCUUGCUUGCUAUGAUUCCCAGCCAUCUGAUCAACCAAAUCAACCGAUCGGAGGUGGCCAAGAUUGCUCUGGUAGUGCUGGGGCACAACAAGAAAAGAAGAUUAUGUUGGAGAAAGAUGAGAGAUGGAGAGAUGGAGAGAGGAGUAAUGAUACCAGGAAGGGAAGUUUCAUGGGUGCAGAAAUAGAAACUCUGAAUCUUACACCAUCGAGUUGUUCCCGUCAAGGAGUUGAGAGAUGGGGUGAGGGAGAGAAAGCAUAUCCAUUAAAGGGAAGAGGAAUCUUCGAAAGACCAUCAGAUGAUGAAGAAAUAAUAAUGGAGAAAGCUAAGAAAUUGAAGACAAAGAUGAACAAGAAAUGUGAGCUGCAGAUCAAAGGUAAUAACAAAAAAGAAGAAGAAAGUAAUGAAAUCGUCAAAGAGGGCCUUGGUGGUGCUCCUAAUAAUACUAGUGUUAAAAGGAAAGCUAGAGGUGGUGCCCUUAUGGAAGGAUCGAGGUGCAGUCGUGUAAAUGGGAGAGGUUGGAGGUGCUGCCAGCAAACUCUUGUGGGAUACUCACUUUGUGAGCAUCACUUGGGCAAAGGAAGGCUGAGAAGCAUGAAUAGCGUUCGAAGCCGAUCCAUGGCUCGCACUGCACCUAAGAAGGCCGAGUCCAAGCCAUUAUCGAGCUCGUCCUCAUCAGAGGAAAAACAAACGAAACGUUUAUUAUCAGAUACUAAACUCGAUGAUGUUCCAGCUGAUGAAGAUGGAGAUGACACGAAGCCUUUAAUGAUUGCGAAGAAGAAGGUGAAGCUUGGCAUGGUCAAAGCUCGAUCGAUUAGCAGUUUGCUGGGCCUAGCAAAUAAUGGCAUUGCAGUAUCAGAGAGUAGCAAGUAGAAUUGCAUGUUUAUGAAAUUAAAGUCGAGAGUUGAGUUCAUGUUGAGGACUGCAGUUUUUCCUUCUCUGUUUAGAGGAUCUUAACGAUAGAACAAAACGAUGUUUGAUAAAGUGUAUUUCUUAUAGCACCUCCUCCAUUUUGAUGCUUAUGGUAUGAUCUUUAUAAAAA
Molecule: messenger RNA, 1403 nt
Organism: Populus euphratica (Euphrates poplar)
Lineage: Eukaryota; Viridiplantae; Streptophyta; Magnoliopsida; Malpighiales; Salicaceae
Exons: 4
Coding region: 221-1234 (337 amino acids)
Source: RefSeq, a predicted model, not a curated record